AUGUUAAAGGUUGGCGCUCGAUUCAAGGAUGUUGAACUUCACGCCAGCUACGCGACUCGUCCGAAUUUUCCCGCACCUCUUCCGCCUUAUUACAGCCCGUACCAGUACCCGUACCCGUCUUCGCGCCCCGCUUCUGCACCUCCUUCUCCGCCAAGUUCCAGUUCUCGGCCGAGUUCUCUGCCGAGUUCGCCAAUUUACCCGCUGCCACCCGCUUACCACAUCAUUUCUCCUCAGGGCUCCCAUACGGGUUCCCUGCUCUACUCGGCCGAUCAGCCAAUCUAUGGAGCUCGAGGCCGACAAAACGUAGACCCGCCAAUCCAAAGGCCCACUCGACGAAGAAGUCAAGGACACCCCCGAAUUCCGCUUUACCAGCAGCGUCUCGAGUCGCCAGCACGCCGACGCCACCAGCAACAACGCCAGCAACCCCUUCGCGAGCAAGUUCAGCGUCAGCAGCCGCAGCGCCAGCAACCACAACGCCAGCAGCCUCAACGCCAGCAGUCACAACGCGAGCAGCAACAACGCGAGCAACGCCAGCAGCCGCAACGCCAGCAGCCCAAGCGCCAGUCGACUCGGCACUCGUCUCAGCUCGCUCGACAGCCAUCUCCAGCGCCGACGUUCGUCCCAGCGCCGACGUACGACCCAGCUCCAGCGACAGCUCCGACGCCAGCUCCCGUUCCAGAGCAAACGCUUACUGCUGCCGAGCGCGAAGCCAAGUUUGCCGACGUCGCUCGAUGGCUCGACGUGCAAGAGGAUCCCGAGCCCGAUUUGAUCCCAAUUAAUUCUGUGAAGCGGUGGAGCAUUGCUUCCACUUUGAACUCGGUUGUCGAUGACAAUCUCAGCGCCGAGGGCCUCACCGGAUGUCUCAAAGGCACAAAAUUGGCCAAGCUGCUCAAGGGACUUCCAAUCACCGACGAGCCGAUCGAUUUGCCUAGUGAAGGCUGGUCAUUGCUCGACAUGGAAGAUGCCAUCAACUCUGCCACUGCCUCCGAAAUCUACAAACAUUUGACGACUGCUCCGAUGGUUGCUCAUCCCUGGCCCGACUGGCGAAUCGAUGAUCUCGCCAACGUCAAAGUGGCCUAUUUGCUCGUCGCUGGCUUCAUCCCCCUCGCCACAAUUCCCGAAUACGAUCCGGGAGCAAUUCGAUGGAAUCUACAGGAGUGCCGAAUGUCUGGCACAAUCAAGCCAAUUCAGAAAAAGCUCCUCCGAUACAACCUAGAGCUCAAGCUCUACCAAAGCGCAAUCAGCCAAAACGAAGAGCAAAUUCGUUCUUCUAAAGAAAACGACGACCCCUCCGGCGAGCGCGAGCGAUUCAACACGCUCUUCAAUCUUCUCCGAGGUCGCGAUCCUCGCUCCCUCAACCACAGCGUCAGCCGACCCGAUGAGCCAAUCUUGUGGGCUAUCUGCAGCGCCGCCCGUUCCUUUGAGCACCUCGUCGGCUGGCUCCCCAAGCACGCGAUGGCCCAAAAUCUGCUCGCCGCCAAUGCUGCUACUCGACCAACCGAGUCCGACGCCUUUUGCACAUUGUUCAACUAG
Messenger RNA from Oikopleura dioica, 1533 nucleotides. The record is from the annotation of a GenBank genome assembly. Lineage: Eukaryota; Metazoa; Chordata; Appendicularia; Copelata; Oikopleuridae.